GCAGCUGGCGGCUGCCUUUCGAAGAGCCGCCACUCAGGACUUGGCAAGGAGGUGGGAGUUAAGAAAUAGUUUUGCAAGUGAAGUUCUCGCUUGCCCCAGCAGCCUUUUCCCCUGCAAAGCGCUAAGCCGGAAAGCUCCUGGUUUUAAACGGAACUGCUUGUUGGGAUUUGACUCCCGUUUCGGAGAAGGACAAGGGGUCUUUGCGCAGCCCAUGUGGCGAGCGUGGUUGUGAAAGCUUUUCUAGUUGCUGGAGUUGAAAAGAGGAUGUAGCCAGUCUGAGAAUGGGGCUUUUCACCAAGAGGAGAUCACAAUGGCCAGAGAAGAUUCCGUGAAGUGUUUGCGGUGCUUGCUUUACGCCCUCAAUCUGCUCUUCUGGAAUGCAUCAGAGACCACAGACAUUGGUUGUUCUUCUACGUUGGGCACAAGAUUUAGAUGGCUAGACAAUAGUUGCUCUAGAGUCUUGGACAAAGAUAUGUAUUUGUUUGAUCCUGAUUAUUCAUGCCAGUAAAAGAGGAUGAAGAAACAUUUUAAGGGCAUAAAGUUGAUGUCCAUCACUGUGUUAUGCGUCUCUGCCUGGAUGAGAGAUUACUUGAAUAAUGUUCUCACUUUAACUGCAGAAACAAGAGUGGAGGAGGCAGUUGUGUCCACUUAUUUUCCAGUUGUCCAUCCAGUCAUGAUUGCAGUUUGCUGUUUCCUCAUCAUUAUUGGAAUGCUGGGUUACUGUGGAACAGUGAAAAGAAACCUUCUCUUGCUUGUAUGGUAUUUUGGAAGUUUGCUCGUGAUAUUCUGCAUUGAACUGGCCUGUGGUGUUUGGACCUAUGAACAGGAAAUUACAGUUCCUGUACAGUGGUCAGAUAUGGUAACUUUAAAAGCCAGAAUGAUCAAUUAUGGCUUACCGCGUUAUCAUUGGCUGACCCACGCUUGGAAUUUCUUCCAGAGGGAGUUUAAAUGCUGUGGAGUGGUGUAUUUCACGGAUUGGCUGGAAAUGACAGAGAUGGAUUGGCCUCCUGAUUCCUGCUGUGUGAGGGAAUUCCCAGGCUGUUCUAAACAGGCACACCAUGAAGAUCUUAGUGACCUUUACCAGGAGGGUUGUGACAAAAAGAUGUACACAUUCCUGAGAGGAACUAAGCAGUUGCAGGUGCUUCGAUUUCUAGGAAUCUCCAUAGGGGUUACCCAAAUUUUGGCUAUGAUCCUUACAAUUACUUUAGUGUGGGCUCUGUAUUAUGACCGCCAGGAUCCACGCUCAGACCAAAUGCUGUCUUUGAGGAAGGAUGCCAGUCAACACCUGUCAUGUCAUUCCGUGGAGUUAUUAAAACCCAGCCUGACAAGGAUUCUUGAGCAUACCACAAUGGCAAACAGCUUUAACACACACUUUGAAAUGGAGGAACUAUAGUGCAAUCUGCUAGUCCGUGAUUUCUACAAUUUGAAUAUAGCCAUCAUUUUGGACCCUGGACUAUUUUAAGUUAUUGUGGCAAAGAGGGCAUGGAGCAAAGAUUCUCUUAAGGACAAUUGUUUUUCUUUUCUCAUAAAACCUGUUAGAGUUGUAAUGCUAAAAACAAUUGGUUUACAGAAUAAGGACGAUUCUUCAUUUUUCACGAGAUUGUAUGCACCAUGUGGAAAGUAGAUCACUAGUCUCAUAAUAUUGAGUGGAAAAAAAACAGGCAGGAAUAAUUUUAGGGAUCUCACCUAUUUAAAGUUUUCACUUCAACAAUUCUGCUAGAAUGAGGAUGGAAGUGUUCAGUACUGAAAGCUCCACAGAUGAUAGACCGCCGUAGACAAUCAGUGUUCAACAGUUACAUCUAAUUUAAGUGAUUUUUUCCAUUUCAUUUUCAAGGAACGGAAACUGGCAAGCCACAAUUAUUGAACAUGUUGCAUUCAGAUCUGCUGCCUUGCAGUUGUUAAUCACAGCUGAGAAAACUCUGAACUUGGACCUUUCAGAAUCUUAAAAAAAACCUCUGAAAAUACGAAAAUCUUAUCAGUUUAAUCCACACAUGGAAAAAUAAUUCACAGUAGCACUGUGGUCAUGGAUGUACUGAUGGGAAUGCCCUUUGAUACAGCAAUACAAUACAAUAGCAGAGUUGGAAGGGACCUUGGAGAUCUUCUAGUCCAACCCCCUGCAGAUGGAUGAUUUGCCUUUGGAAUGUAGCUAUCAAUGAAAUCCAGGCAUGAAAUCCAGUUGCUUAGCAGUAUAUCACUUCCCAACACAUGUGUAUAAACCUUGGAUUGUCCCUCUUGUUUGUGCAUUACAACACCAACAUCAAUGGUUUUUUUUAUAUCUUAGUCUCAUAUCCUGCAAGCAAAUAGUUGAUUUGUCCCACAAUAAAGGCCCCAAGAACAGCUUAAGGAGAAUCCAUGACAACUGUUAUUACUAAAUAAUGGUGGUAAUUGCCACUAAAAGAUCAGGGAUAGAUAUGUAUAUAAUAAAGUGUGUGUAUGUGAAAUAGAAUUGCUAUUGAUAUGGAAAUUUGGAUUUUUGUAAAGAAGAUAAUCUUAUUUUAGCAUCAUUUUGUUUAGUUUAAGGAAAUAGGUAAAUCCUUUAAUUUUUAAUGACUUAUUAAUUUUCAAAUUAAAUUAUGUGACUGAAGAAAAAAUAUGUAUUAAUACUUCAGUGUAUUUGUUAUAUGUGACAGGUGUGUGUGUGUUGUGUGUGUGUGUGUGUGUGUGUGUGUGUGUGUGAGAGAGAGAGAGAGAGAGAGAGAGAGAGAGAGAGAGAGAGAGAGAGAGAGAAUGUUCACCUUGAGAUAAUUCUAUCCAUAUGUUUAUUUGCUGAAACUUAAGUUAAAAAGGCUAUCUAUAUUGCCUCCAAAGAAAAAGUAUUGUAAAAGUAUUCCAACUUUUCCCCUACCCUACUUAUUUUUCAGUAAGAAAUUUGGAAGAUGAGUUAACUUCUGAAGUCAAUGAGAAUAAGGCUUACUUAACUUUGCUUAGACUUUGUACUUAACGUUGUGGAAAUAUACUGUAUAUUCAUGUAUGAUUUGGCUCAUUUGAAUACCACGGAAGUAUCUCUUUUGCAGGAAUUUUUCUAUGGAUCACCAGCCACAUAUUUUCAUCAGAAUUUGCAUAUUUGAUGGUGGGGUGAGACUAGUAGAUGCCUAGCAGUAUAUAAUUUGCAUGGAUUUUCUUUUUUACUAUUUCAGUUUUGUAAUCAGGUUAGACAAAAUGCUGCUUAGAGAAACCAUGAUUUGUUACAGUAUAACCAGACAAGAGCUAUAUUUGUAUCUUCAUCUUACCCUUCUUUGUCUGACUUAAAAGAGAAUCUCAUAGUUUGUUGAGUUUUUCACAGUCUCCAAGAAAGAAGCUGAAUUUUAAAUACAGUCUACAAAUUAGGAUUGUAAAUGACAGUUUCAACUUUAAUUUCCAAAUCAAGAUUCUAGAGA
Molecule: messenger RNA, 3377 nt
Organism: Thamnophis elegans (Western terrestrial garter snake)
Lineage: Eukaryota; Metazoa; Chordata; Lepidosauria; Squamata; Natricidae
Gene: TSPAN12
Product: tetraspanin 12
Exons: 9
Coding region: 515-1393 (292 amino acids)
Cellular component (GO): membrane
Source: RefSeq, a predicted model, not a curated record